Molecule: messenger RNA, 699 nt
Organism: Manihot esculenta (cassava)
Lineage: Eukaryota; Viridiplantae; Streptophyta; Magnoliopsida; Malpighiales; Euphorbiaceae
Product: 39S ribosomal protein L41-A, mitochondrial
Exons: 4
Coding region: 144-422 (92 amino acids)
Biological process (GO): translation
Cellular component (GO): mitochondrial large ribosomal subunit
Molecular function (GO): structural constituent of ribosome
Source: RefSeq, a predicted model, not a curated record
CUUGGGCUUGGGCUUGUGGCCCAAACUAGUGUGGGCACAUUUCUCUUUUCACUAUCCUGCAAAGCGGAGAAACCCCUCUGAGUUUCACUCUGCUUCGCUGAUUCGCCAAAGCCUGCAAUCCAAUUAGCUUAUUUUGCUCGAAAAUGCCGUUGGGACUGAUAAUGGGGAUAGGAAGAGCAAUGCGGAGGAAGCGAACAUCGUCAUUGGACAUUCUCUCGUCAAAACGCGCUCCUCGCGAUUACUACAAGGGGAAGAACUGCAAGCCCACCGGUUUUCACACUCGCAAAGGUGGAUACGUUAUUGUGCCUGAGAAAUUGCCCAACUAUGUAGUCCCUGAUUUGACCGACUUUAAGCUAAAGCCUUAUGUCUCUCAGUGUCCAAGAGAAGUUAAAACAACUGAAGCUUCUGAAGCAGCCAAAUAAAAUAAAUGGAAUGAGAAGAAGUAUUCAAUCUCUUGUUUCAUAGUCCAGCUGCCACUUUGUUGAUGUGGAAUUAAGUUGGAUGUUUUCUAUAAUUGCAUUAUGAAGUACUCUCUGAAAGAAAUGAGAACUUAGUUUAGUGGUGUCCGUUCCUUAUUAAAACUAACAAAUUAUACUUGCCUUUUCAACUCUGAUUUGUUAAACUAUAUAGUAGGACAAAUUCUACAAUACACAUUCAGCCCCAUAAGAAUGAAAACCAUGUGAUAUUGAACUUUGCAUU